CACGCAAUUAGAACCGCAUAAUUGUCGUUUGAUUUUGCCUAAUGAUGUGUUCGAUAAGUGGGGAGACAAGUUGUGCGAGUCGAUGAUUUUGGUGUCAGAGAAAUUUUAUUGUCCGUUUAAGGAUUGUUCCGCGCUUUUAAUAGAUGAAUGCCCAGGCGAAAAUAUGGUUAUUACUCAAUCGGAAUGCCCGGAAUGUAGAAGGUUGUUUUGUGCAAAGUGUAAAGUUCCUUGGCAUUCAGAUUUUGUGUGUGAAGAAUUUGAGAAGUUGAACAAAGAUGAAAGGGAAAUAGAAGGUAUACAACUUAUGCAACUUGCUAAGAAUCAAGAAUGGCAAAGAUGUCCAAGUUGUAGGAUGUAUGUUGGGAGAUCAGAAGGCUGUGCACAAAUGAGAUGCAGGUGUGGAUGUGACUUUUGUUACAAAUGUGGGGCACACUCAAGUGAUCACUACUGCAGUAGUUGUGGUACUUAAAAGACAUUUACUGUACUUUUAAGGUUUUUUUUUUUUUUUUCUUUCUUCUUUCUGUUAUAUUAUGUACUUCUGUUCUAGAAAAGAAAAAGUCCAAUAUUUCAAUGAACUUGUUUCAAGUGCUCCUUGGCACAUAGAGGUGGUUUUGUACUAAUUACUAAAGGGCUACUUCUUAUCAUGAUUGCAUGUGUUUACAUUGUUUAUUA
Lycium ferocissimum is the source of this 672-nucleotide messenger RNA. RefSeq names its product E3 ubiquitin-protein ligase RSL1-like. Lineage: Eukaryota; Viridiplantae; Streptophyta; Magnoliopsida; Solanales; Solanaceae. Gene Ontology annotation, cellular component: cytoplasm; ubiquitin ligase complex. The coding region runs from base 83 to 469 and encodes 128 amino acids. The transcript is spliced from 2 exons. Gene Ontology annotation, biological process: positive regulation of proteasomal ubiquitin-dependent protein catabolic process; protein polyubiquitination; ubiquitin-dependent protein catabolic process. Gene Ontology annotation, molecular function: ubiquitin conjugating enzyme binding; ubiquitin protein ligase activity; zinc ion binding. The record is from RefSeq and is a predicted model, not a curated record.